AGGGCCCGCGCAGGAUGCCCCCGGCCCCCGGCAGCCCCCCGGGAGGCCCUGAGCUCGACGCGCCCCCUCUACGCCAUGUCCCCCCCUGGCUCGGCCGCGGGAGAGAGCGCCGGCGGCGGCGGCGGCGGUGGCGGCCCCGGGGUCCCGGAGGAGCUCACGGCAGCGGCGGCGGCGGACGAGGGCCCCGCCCGAGAGGAGCAGCGUCCCAUCCAGCCCUCUUUCACCAAGUCCCUCUGCCGGGAGUCCCACUGGAAGUGCCUGCUGCUCUCCCUGCUCAUGUACGGCUGCCUGGGGGCCGUGGCCUGGUGCCACGUCACCACGGUGACCCGCCUCACCUUCAGCAGCGCCUAUCAGGGCAACAGCCUCAUGUACCAUGACAGCCCCUGCUCCAACGGCUAUGUCUACAUCCCCCUGGCCUUCCUGCUCAUGCUGUACGCUGUCUACCUGGUGGAGUGCUGGCACUGCCAAGCCCGCCAUGAGCUGCAGCACCGUGUUGAUGUAAGCAGUGUCCGGGAGCGUGUGGGCCGCAUGCAGCAGGCCACACCCUGCAUCUGGUGGAAGGCCAUCAGCUACCACUAUGUCCGCCGCACCCGCCAAGUCACUCGAUACCGCAACGGAGAUGCCUACACCACCACCCAGGUCUAUCACGAGCGCGUCAACACGCACGUGGCGGAGGCCGAGUUCGACUACGCGCGCUGCGGGGUCCGCGACGUCUCCAAGGCGCUGGUGGGGCUGGAGGGCGCGCCGGCCACGCGGCUGCGCUUCACCAAGUGCUUCAGCUUCGCCAGCGUGGAGGCCGAGAACGCCUACCUGUGCCAGCGCGCGCGCUUCUUCGCCGAGAACGAGGGCCUGGAUGACUACAUGGAGGCGCGCGAGGGCAUGCACCUCAAGAACGUGGACUUCCGCGAGUUCAUGGUGGCCUUCCCGGACCCGGCGCGGCCGCCCUGGUACGCCUGCUCCUCGGCCUUCUGGGCGGCGGCGCUGCUGACGCUGUCGUGGCCGCUGCGCGUGCUGGCGGAGUACCGCACGGCCUACGCGCACUACCACGUGGAGAAGCUCUUCGGCCUGGAGGGCCCGGGCUCCGCCAGCAGCGCGGGCGGCGGCCUGAGCCCCAGCGACGAGCUGCUGCCCCCGCUCACCCACCGCCUGCCGCGGGUCAACACGGUGGACAGCACGGAGCUGGAGUGGCACAUCCGCUCCAACCAGCAGCUCGUGCCCAGCUACUCGGAGGCGGUGCUCAUGGACCUGGCGGGGCUGGCGGCGCGCGGCGCCGGGGGCGCGGCCGGCGGCUACGCGUCCUCCUGCCGCUACGGCGGGGUGGGCGGCCCGGGCGCGGCGGGCGUGGCCCCCUACCGGCGCAGCUGCGAGCACUGCCAGCGCGCCGUCAGCAGCUCGUCCAUCUUCUCGCGCAGCGCCCUGAGCAUCUGCGCCAGCCCGCGGGCCGGCCCGGGGCCCGGCGGAGGCCCGGGCUGCGGGGGCAGCCGCUUCUCGCUCGGGCGCCUCUACGGUUCGCGGCGCAGCUGCCUGUGGCGCAGCCGGAGCGGGAGCGUCAACGAGGCGAGCUGCCCCACCGAGCAGACGCGGCUGUCCAGCCAGGCCAGCAUGGGGGACGACGAGGACGACGAGGAGGAGGCCGGGCCGCCGCCGCCCUACCACGACGCCCUCUACUUUCCGGUACUCAUCGUGCACCGGCAGGAGGGGUGCCUGGGCCACAGCCACCGGCCGCUGCACCGCCACGGCUCCUGCGUGGAGACCUCACUGUGACCAAUGGCUCUCGACAAGCCCGCUGGCCUCCCUGCUGCCCCUUGCCGGACUGUGUCUCGAUGAUGACAGGCUGUGCUGAGCACGGAGCGGGUGGAGGGAGGCAAGGGUGAGCGGGACAGACCCCAUGGGGCUGAGACCCCCGCCUUCCCUGUACAUAACGAGAAAGAUGGGUGGGAGGGGUCGGCAGAGAAUUCCACUGGGGCGGAGUCGGCUCCUUCCAGCCCCGCCCCCGAGUUCCUAAGGGGACCCCUUCCUCCCUACACGCACACUCCAGGUUCCCACCCAGCCUUCUGACUGUUAGGUGGCGGCUGUGCUGUGGGACCCGCAUUGGGCCUCGUCUUAAGUGAGAGGCUGGGGAGGUUCAGAGGCGGCGGGGAAGGGAAAUUGGGGCUCUCCCUCUUUCACUGCCUGGCUCCCCAGCCCCACUCUCUACCAAGGGGCCGUGGUCUGGUGAACAGCCCGGCUGGCUUCCAACCAGCUAAUGAAUUCAGUGGGUCUGAGGCUGGGCCCGGUGUCAGCCCCCAUCUCAAAACCUUGGACACGUUGCUACCCUCCUCCUGGCGUGUGCCCCAGAGACCGGGGUUUCCUUUCUGCCACUCCCAUCUCUGUUGUUUAUCUCACUGGGCCCCUGGAGUUUGGGUCCCAGGGAGACCGCACCCCACACAGAUGCCCCUCCCGUCCCUCCCCUCUUGCUCCCUGGCACUGAGAGCUGCUGCCAGGGGGCCAAGGGCAGGACAGUGUACCUCGGUCCUUCCUGAGGCCUCUGGGCAGCAGCCGCCUCCCCUGGCUUCUGGAAGGGCACUCCCUGCAGAGGGAGUGAGAUCCCAGCCACGCAGCAUUCCGUAAAGCUGGCCAAGGUGCAUGGCUGAGCGGGGAGAUUGGGAGAGAGACCUGAGUGACGGGCGCUCUGGAAGCAGAUGGGAGUCAGAGGAGAGGGCAGUGGAGGGCGGAGUGAAAGGGGUGGCCCACACAUUGCCCCUGCAGGGCUGAGGACAUUGUCACAAGUCCCAGUUGGAGAAACACUCAAUUCCCGUGGCAGGUCAGAGCCAGGAAUUCUCUAAAUCUUGCCCGACCCCUCCCCCCUCCCCUAUCCGGUGAGCUGAAGCAGCCCUGUUGUGUCCCAGGUUCUUCAAAGGGGCGUCCUGCCAUCACCACCACAGGGCCCUGGCCCCACAUCUGGUUCCCCCAGAGCUCUGAUGUCGCCUUCACUCCCUACACUCUCACCCUAUGUGCUUCUGUGUGCAUGUCGGUGUGCAAUCCUCCCACCCCCACCCUCCCAACUCUCCAGGCUAAAGUUUUCACAGCCGACUUAGAGCCUAGGGGUGGAGCUCAUAUUUCAAGCUGGAGAGGAUAGCCCUUGGGCCGCCUGGCAUUGCUCAGCCCUGAUGCUUCUCACUUCUCCGGGGCCAUCCAUCAGAGCUUCCUCCUCCCUCCAGCCAGGCCGGCCUGCAGCCUCCAAGGCGUGGCCUGCACCUAUGCAACAUCUCUGGCUCCCCUGCCCUCCUUUUCCGGGGGGAGCUUGGGAGGCACAGACUGUGGGGCCACCACACUCUGUGGCCCAUGCGGUUGGGCUUUAUUUUCCCGUGGAGAUGGCUGAAUGGGAAGGGAGAGGGGGCCGAAGGGGAGGCUUGGGCAGGAGGGAACAGCUGCCAUUAUAAUUCCCUGGGCAGCCGUGCCUGCCUGCCUGCCUGCCAGCACUGAACCCGCCUGGACCCUGAGUCUGUGCUCCUCGGGGGCCUGGCGGUCGGAGCACCCCUUUUUCCUCUGAGCAGACAUCUGUGAGGUACAGAUGGUGAGCUGUGGCCUCAGGCCCCAGUCCUUGGCCAGCUGGCAUGUCUUGCCCUUGUGUGGCGGCAGCCCGGCCCGCUCCUGGCUCCAAGGAGGGAGGAACUCAGCUCCGCCUCCCUCGGGCUCGGGCUCAUUUCUGAGACAGAGUCAACGCUGGGAGGAGGUGAAGGGAGGCCCUAUUACUACUUUUGCCUGGACUGACCAUUUCUGCCCAGGUCUCACACAGACAGCCUCACCUCCCACACGCGCACAGACUUAGACACCAAUUCUUUGGUCUAUUUCCUUGGUAGCUUUAUUGAUUGCCAGGGUAAAGAAAAACCAGAAAAUUAAUUACUCUCUAAAAUUAAACUUUACACUGAAUGUUCUUGUUUCUCUAAUUAGAACCUCUGCUAGCAGCUGUGGCUAUGUACACACACACACACACACACACACUCACACACUCACCCUCACACCUACGCAUUUGCACUCUAGAACUGUCAGAGGGUGUCAGGCACAGACAGGCUCUGGUUGCCCGGACAGGCACACAUGUGCAGUCACUCCCAAGCCCCCUUUGGUGCUCUGCUCAGCGCCUGCUUGUUGGAAGGAGUCCUCAGAGAGCAGGCACCCUGAGGCUGUGGUGGCAGCCCAUGGCCCACCCUUUGAAAACAGAUCUGGAGGUUCUGGAGUCCCUCAGCCUGAGGAGGAUGGGAGAUGGGGCUCAGCCUGGAGCCAUGAGUCAGGUCCUCGCGUGGCCUCCUGGGUGGAUGUGGUUUCUGUGGGUGUGGCAGCCACAGAGGGAUGGGGUCUCCUGGCGGGCACCUGGAAGGCUUCAUGUGUCCUGGGCACAAGGGCUUGUGGGGUGGGCGUGGCCUGGCUGGGAAGACAGGUCUCUGUCAAUUGGGUGCAUCACACUGUGGCCUUUCUGUCAUGGAUUUCCAAGCGCAAAGAUUGUACAAAUCAAACUGGUGGAAAAUAAAGUUUCGGAUGACU
This is a messenger RNA of Myotis myotis, 4521 nucleotides long. RefSeq names its product transmembrane protein 151B (gene TMEM151B). Lineage: Eukaryota; Metazoa; Chordata; Mammalia; Chiroptera; Vespertilionidae. The record is from RefSeq and is a predicted model, not a curated record. The coding region runs from base 76 to 1764 and encodes 562 amino acids. The transcript is spliced from 3 exons.